Messenger RNA from Anopheles moucheti, 1883 nucleotides. RefSeq names its product N-acetylgalactosaminyltransferase 6-like. Gene Ontology annotation, cellular component: Golgi apparatus. The transcript has 3 exons. The coding region runs from base 40 to 1881 and encodes 613 amino acids. The record is from RefSeq and is a predicted model, not a curated record. Lineage: Eukaryota; Metazoa; Arthropoda; Insecta; Diptera; Culicidae.
GCAGCAGAGUUUCCGACCUGUCGCUUCACUUGAUUCGUGAUGGAUGAUAAACUGCGCAAAGCUCGUCACGCGCGCCUGCGAUCGAUCGUCCGCUCCGCAGUUAAAUUUCUCUAUCCACUCCGAUAUCUACUUCUGAUCAUUAUUACAGUGUUUUUGGUUCUAUUGUUACGUCAACGAAAUCAACAAAUUUUGAACAACGGAGUUGGGCAUUUUGGCGAACAUUUCGUAGAUUUGCCGCACAAAAGCAGGAGUGUGGAGAAAAUCGAUUACCAUAACUACGAACAGAUACAAAACGAUUUGAACCGCGUUGGUCCAGGUGAACAAGGCCAAGCAGCAACUCUUAGCCCGGAAGAAAGCGAUAGCGAGAAGCGGAAGGAGCUUUAUUACCAGAAUGGUUUCAACGCUUUACUCAGCGAUAAGAUCAGCGUUAAUCGGUCGAUAGCCGAUUUAAGACACCCAAGUUGCAAACUAAAAUCAUACCAGAGGGAGCUACCAGUGGCAAGCGUGGUGGUCCCUUUCUAUGAAGAACACUGGAGUACUUUGCUCAGAACUAUAUACAGCGUGCUUAACAGGUCACCACCUCAUCUCUUAAAGGAAGUUAUCAUUGUGGACGAUGGCAGCACUAAGGAGUUCCUGCAUGAUAAACUUGAAGAUUUUAUUAAACAACACCUGCCGAAGGUAAAACUGAUACGGCAACAGGAGCGUACCGGCCUGAUCAAAGCCCGACUUGCUGGGGCGAAAGUUGCUUCGGGCGAUGUUCUUGUAUUUCUCGAUUCGCACACCGAAGCAGGAUAUAAUUGGUUACCUCCGCUGCUAGAACCAAUUGCUGAAAAUCCCAAAACAUGUGUCUGCCCGUUGAUCGAUGUCAUCGACGAUCAAACGUUUGACGUGCAUCCCCAAGACGAGGGUGGUCGUGGACUUUUUGACUGGACGUUUCAUUACAAACGUAUUCUGGUUAAAAUUGAAAACAGAAUCUCGCCGACAGAACCAUUUCCUAGUCCCAUCAUGGCUGGAGGACUGUUUGCGAUAGCAGCUGAUUUCUUCUGGGAGCUCGGAGGCUACGAUGAAGAGCUUGACAUAUGGGGAGCGGAGCAGUACGAAAUAAGCUUUAAAAUCUGGCAGUGUGGGGGUCGUAUGUUGGAUGCUCCUUGUUCCCGUUUUGGACACAUAUACCGCUCGUACAGCCCAUUUCCAAACUCCAGAAAAUACGAUUUUAUCACACGGAAUCACAAACGUGUUGCAGAAAUAUGGAUGGAUGAAUACAAAGAGUACAUUUACGAUCGAGAUCCAGAGCGCUACGCCAAAGCGGAUGCAGGAGAUAUGACCAAAAUGAAAGCAAUUCGAGCAAAGCUUAACUGCAAACCGUUUAAAUGGUUCCUGCAGGAAGUGGCCCCAGAAAUCAUUGAGCUUUAUCCUCCUGUCGAGCCUGAACCAUAUGCUUCUGGUUCCAUUCAGAAUGUCGCCGAUUCUACGCUGUGUAUCGACACAAUGCAACGAGGCCGCGGAAAGCCCAUUGGGUUAUAUCCUUGUUCUAAUAGCCUUAAGGAACCAACGAAUCGAAAUCAGUACUUUGUACACAGCUGGCACCGCGAUAUACAGCUCAAGGAUGGCCAAGAAUGUUUCGAUGUCCCGGAGAGUAAACCUCGCUCACCAGUGACAGUUUUCACGUGUCACAUGCAUCAGGGAAACCAGUUUUUCCAAUACGAUCAUAAAACACAACAAAUCAAACGUAAUGGAGUGUGCGUUGAUAGUGAUCCUCAGGCAAAAGAGGUGUUUGUAAAUCCCUGUGAUACUAACAGUAUCACACAACGGUGGAAGUUUGGUUCUGUGAACUUGAAAUUGUUGAAACAAUGGAAGACGUACGGUGCUAAAUUUAUGUGAUA